AUGUCCGACGAAGACGUUCAUCCAAGCGAAUACAACAAAUUGCGAAGUAUUUACAAAUGCUAUAUCGAUUCAUAUAAUGCAUUGUUUCAACUGAAAACGGAAAAAGAAGAAGAAUUAAAGUCAAUUUACAAAAUGAUCAAAACAGAAUUGAUUGAUUCAAAUAGAUAUCAACCAAAAAAGGUUAUGCAAGAGAUUUUAGAUAUAAUUCCAUAUAAUAAUCGCUAUGCAAAGUCAUAUUUAUUUCUUGUCAAACUCAUAUCUGAUGAUUAUCUUGUCACAUAG
Messenger RNA from Trichomonas vaginalis G3, 282 nucleotides. Its product is annotated as spectrin binding. The record is from RefSeq and is a predicted model, not a curated record. Bases 1 to 282 code for a protein of 93 amino acids. NCBI's taxonomy places the organism in Eukaryota, Parabasalia, Trichomonadida, Trichomonadidae. The transcript has a single exon.